AUCUGACAGAUUAUUGAGUUGCAACGGAGGCCUACAAAGGCGGCGUCAUGAAACAGCGCCGAGAAUUACAAGUGGCCAAGUUCGAGUCGAUAAUGUGGCAGUGAAAGCCAGCUGAUCAUUUCCUUCCUUUCGACUCGUCUUCCAUGUCCACCUCCUGGUCCUCUCAUUCUCUCGAGCCAGAGCACCCAGCGUCUCCCAGGGAAUUUCUCGUUACCGCCGAGCUCUACGUUUCCACAGCGGCAAGCGUUGCCCUCCGCAAGCCUCAGACCCUACGUAAGAAGCCCGUUAAACGAGCUGUAGCCCAGCAAUCUAACGGCCCAUCAGAAGACAGCAAGAAAAUUAAAGAGAAAUCAAGUUGGAUUGCUCUAGCAAGAGGUUCUGCUGGGACAGGUCAAUGGCGAUCUGCCACAUGCAAACUCACAGCAGAAGAAGGAGACAGGUGUCUAUUGAACAUCUAUGUGGACGAAUCGAUUCUUUACCGGACAUUAUACAUUCAUUUGGUCAACCACACAGACAUCCGACACGCUGACACCUCGCUCUUCUUUCGCAAGCAUUGCUUGGGCAUAUAUUGCGUAAACCAACGAUGGUGCUCUCCCAAUACUACCGAACCUGUCUAUCUCCAGUUUGCAAACUCUGACCUUUGCAACACCUGGCUCGCCCUCCUCAGAUCCUACGCUAUCGCAGAGAUAUACGGUCGAUGGGCCUACCCGGAAGACGGUGGAUCCUACCGCAUGUGGCGACAGGUCGAACUGAGCGUUAUCCAAGGCCGUAACCUGGGAAACACUAGACCCGUGGAUGACAAAAACGAAUCAAGUUCCGAGUACGAUCCAGUUGAUUUGGACGUGUCAUGCGAAAUACAUCUGAAUGGUGUGUUAUGCGGGCGCACGACAGUCAAGAAAGGAAUAGGCUCGCCUGUAUGGCAUGAAAGCUUCACGUUUUCUGAUCUUCCACCGUUUGAAACCCUGGAUGUCCUUGUCUGGAGAGAGAAAAAGGUCUUCAAGCCGUCUCCUUUGGGCUCUGUCUGUAUUACUCUGAGCAACUUUCGGAGAGGUGAAGCAAUCGAGGGCUGGUUUCCGGUGCUUCAAAGCGGUCCUCUGGCUAGUGACCUUCAAGUAGGUGAUAUUCAGCUGAAAAUCAAAGUGGAUGAGGAAAUAAUACUCCCUUGCUCGGUCUACAGCUCUCUUCUAAAUGUAGGUAAGAUUGCUAUCACUGGUGCUUUCGGUAUUGAUUCAUAUCAGACUGUCAAUUCUCGAAAUUUCCUCGACUGGAUGAACGAUUUUGAGAAGAAGCUCAAUGUGAAGCUUGCCGGACAGCUAUUAUCAAUAGCAGUUGCAAAAAACAAUGUUGUCGAGCAAAUAAAGGAAAUAGCCUACCGGGAAGUUGACGGGACACCUUCAUCCCAUCAGACCUUGUUUCGAGGCAACACAACUCUAACCAAAGUCAUGGAAUUAUGCAUGACAUGGUAUGGAAAGGCUUUCCUGGAGGCGAGUAUUGGUUCCGUGCUCCGUAAGUUAUGCCAGGAAAAGAUCGCUAUCGAAGUGGACCCCGUGCGAAGCGGGAAAAGUGCAAAGGACAUUGAACGAAACGUCGACCUCCUCAUAAUCUGGGGGCAAUGCCCAUAUGAAAUGCGACAACUAUUUGAAACUAUUAAGAAAUUGGUGGAACGGCGCUAUCAAGAAAGCGAAGCUAUGGCAGAUAAUCGCGACCUACCAUGGCAAAGCGUCUCGGCCUUCUGUUUCCUCCGAUUUAUUGUACCCGCAAUCCUACAUCCCCACCUUUUUGGUCUGUGCCCUGGUCUACCUAGUGAAGCCGUGCGGCGCAGUCUAACCUUGAUUGCCAAAGUGAUCCAGAGUCUUGCCAACCUCAACGCAUCCGUUCAAAAGGAAGAAUUCAUGCGUGGUCUGAAAGACUUCCUACAGGAAAGUCUACCGGCCAUGGUGGAUUAUCUUGUAGUAGUUUCCACAUCAGGAAAGGAUGGCUUUAGGUCUCCCAAAGGAUCAUCGUCUGGUCGCCACGAUAGAAUCCACGUCGUGAACUCUCUGAGACAGCGUGCUCCCGAAAUGACGAAGCUCAACCUAGAAGCCAUUCCAAUGCCUCCCCAUUUACUCGAUGUACCCAGGCAUCUUGCGAUCAUUACCUCUGCUGUCAUUAGGAGCUCAAGAGAUUACGUCGCGACCUCUCACGCUUUCGCAGACAAGGAUGAUCGGUUGAUGCACGAUUUAUGCUCUAAAUGUUACGAAGUCGAAGAAGAAGCGCUGCAUAGAGUCAGUCAACUAGCUUCACAGUUGUCUGUUAGUCAACGACGGCUGAACUCAUCACUGAAUAAUGGGCGCUCUGAUAUACGAUCCUCUACUUCUCCCGCUUCUUCUACGGGGAAAGAACGACGCUACCGUAAAUCUGGACGCCCGUCUACUGCCCCAUCACCCAUAUCUGAUGCACCUAGAGAGCACGCGUUCAGUCCUCGUGGCUUCAGCCGGGAUCCAGAACCACCCCUUACACCUGCCAGCGGCAGUCGCCAGAAAACUCGUUUACGACACUUCAAAUCACCUUCAACAGAUUCUAUCACAUAUGGCGACAGCCACACCUCUACUAUCCGACGACCUCCUUUACAACAGGAAGAAACACUGGUGGAUCCUUACGAUGAUUCCAGAAAGAGAAAGAAAGGUUUGUUCCGUGGAAUUUUGAAACGAUAG
Messenger RNA from Desarmillaria tabescens, 2693 nucleotides. RefSeq names its product GTPase activating protein. The coding region runs from base 144 to 2693 and encodes 849 amino acids. Gene Ontology annotation, biological process: regulation of GTPase activity. Lineage: Eukaryota; Fungi; Basidiomycota; Agaricomycetes; Agaricales; Physalacriaceae. The transcript has 11 exons. The record is from RefSeq and is a predicted model, not a curated record.